CCAACCCUUUUCCAUCAAUAUUUACUUCCUCUUUCAAUUUCUGAAUCGAAUUGGGAAUAAACCCUCCCCGCUCCCCGUUUCGUGAUCGUGAGCAUCUUCAAAUAGCUCCUCUUUCUAUUUCGUCAAUUAUAUCAUCUUUAACCAAUCAGUUUAAAUCUUCAAGUGAUUCUUGCUUUUCGGAAUAUUUAGAGUUCACUCCUUUUCCAAAAUGCCGGCUACAGCAGGUCGGGUUCGUAUGCCCGCUAAUAAUCGGGUGCAUAGUAGUGCUGCCCUUCAGACUCAUGGAAUAUGGCAGAGUGCUAUCGGCUAUGAUCCUUAUGCACCCACGAAAGAUGAUACUAAGGCUACUUCUCAGAGCAAAAGUGAGGCAGACCCUGAGAAUGCUUAUGCCAAUUUUCAGGGUUUGCUUGCAUUAGCACGUAUCACUGGUUCGAAUAAUGAUGAGGCGCGUGGUGCCUGCAAGAAGUGUGGACGUGUUGGGCAUCUUACUUUCCAAUGUAGGAACUUCUUGAGUGUCAAGGAUGAUGACAAGGAGGAAGACCCAGGGGUGAUUCAGGCCAAUAUCAUGGCAGGAUUGAAAAAAAUCAAGGGUAGUGCUGGGAAGAUGAAUGGUAAAGCUGCUGUUGAGAGCUCAGAAGAGAGUUCUGAAGUUGAUGAUGAAACUGAGAGCUCUGAUUCAAGUGAGGAUUCUGAAAUGGAGAGGAUUAUAGCUGAAAGAUAUGGGAAGAAGAAAUCCAGCAGCAAAUCAAAGUCUGCAAAAAGGAAGAAGAAUUUCUCAGAUGAUGAAGAUUCUGAUUCUGGCAGGAGAAGAAAAAGGGGCAGGUCGAAGAAGAGGAGGAGCGGGAAAAGAUCUGGGAGCGAUUCAGAUGAUGAAACUGAUGGUUACAGAAAGAGGAGAAAGGAAAAGCGGAGGAAGAAGGAUGAGUCUUCUGAUGAAGAAGAGGAACGUCGGAAGAGAAAGAGUAGGAAGGAGAAGAGGAGGAGGAGGAGCCAUCGACAUGCUGAUGAUUCAGAUGAAUCUCCUAGGCGGCAUAAGAGAAAGAGCAGGAGGGCCAGAUCACCUUCUGAUUCUGAUUUCAGUGACUCAGAUGAUUCCAGAGUUGGAAGGCAUUUGAAGCGUUCUGGCAAGAGCCAAAAACGGAAAUAUGAAUAUGAUGAGUAGUGUUGUUAUAUUCAGGGAAUGGUUUUAUGCAACAGAUCAUCUCAAUGGCUACUGGAAUGUCAUGGCUGAGCAACUGAUCAGUGUGAAAUACUUCUAUGUAAUCGCGGUCGCUCUUCAAUAUUGCAUGUUCUGAGAAAUGGAUUUUAGAAACCCUAUCUUGUGUAUUAUGUAAUGUCGAAACUCGAAACUCGAAACUGGUGACUUAUGUGUCCUUCAAUGUUUCCCUUUGUAUUCCAUCACCAUGGUGACUGAUUAUGACUUGUAAGUUCUCAGUUGUCAUUUUUUUUUUACCAGAAAAAGCGAAGAAAAAGGCAAAAGUAAUUGUUUUGUUCCGUUAAA
Molecule: messenger RNA, 1501 nt
Organism: Amaranthus tricolor (Joseph's coat)
Lineage: Eukaryota; Viridiplantae; Streptophyta; Magnoliopsida; Caryophyllales; Amaranthaceae
Product: CAX-interacting protein 4
Exons: 3
Coding region: 209-1162 (317 amino acids)
Molecular function (GO): zinc ion binding; nucleic acid binding
Source: RefSeq, a predicted model, not a curated record